AAAGUGUUAAUCACAUUGGUAAAAAAAAGGUGGCGAUACCCUGCGUUUCUUCCACGCCAACUGCGGGGCCCACCACCCCCAAUCUCCCACACAAAUAAAUCAAAACCCUAAAAUCAUUUAAUUUUCCCCUCUUCCAUACGAUUGGCUCUCUUUAUUAUCCAAAUUCAACACCUUACUUUUGCUUCGCUUUCACAUCUCAUCAUCUUUCAGGGUUUGUGUAGGCGAUUUGUUGGUUCGGUGCUGUGUUGUCAAGAUCUAGGGCUUGUAGGUUGUUCUGGUGAUGGCGUCGAAGCGUAUUUUGAAGGAGCUGAAGGAUUUGCAGAAGGAUCCUCCUACGUCAUGCAGCGCUGGUCCUGUUGCUGAAGACAUGUUCCAUUGGCAAGCAACCAUCAUGGGGCCCUCUGAUAGCCCAUAUUCCGGAGGCGUGUUUCUUGUUUCCAUUCAUUUUCCUCCUGACUAUCCUUUCAAGCCUCCCAAGGUAGCUUUUAGGACUAAAGUCUUCCACCCGAACAUCAACAGCAACGGUAGCAUUUGCUUAGAUAUCCUGAAGGAGCAAUGGAGCCCAGCUUUAACAAUUUCCAAGGUGUUGCUUUCCAUCUGCUCCCUGUUAACUGACCCAAACCCUGAUGAUCCAUUGGUGCCCGAAAUCGCUCACAUGUACAAGACCGACAAGUCCAAAUACGAAGCCACUGCUCGUAGCUGGACACAGAAAUAUGCCAUGGGAUGAUUACCGAAACUCAUCCAGGGCAUGUUUCAACGAUUGCGGGUGGUGUUUAAUGUGCAUGCUGUGGGUGAUGGAAUUAUAACAAUAAAAGUAUUAGUAAGAAGUUUGUUUUUAUUAUUCUUCAUGUGUUUGUUAAGAAGCUUGGCAAGACGUUCUGUCUUAAUUUGUGUAUAUUUGAAUCGGAAAGAAAAUGGGUAAUCGUACUGUAAUGGUCAGUUUACUUAUGAAUGGGUUGAUUUGUUUGGUCGUC
Molecule: messenger RNA, 974 nt
Organism: Helianthus annuus (common sunflower)
Lineage: Eukaryota; Viridiplantae; Streptophyta; Magnoliopsida; Asterales; Asteraceae
Product: SUMO-conjugating enzyme UBC9
Exons: 5
Coding region: 281-727 (148 amino acids)
Biological process (GO): protein polyubiquitination
Cellular component (GO): nucleus
Molecular function (GO): ubiquitin conjugating enzyme activity
Source: RefSeq, a predicted model, not a curated record